Messenger RNA from Eriocheir sinensis (Chinese mitten crab), 2224 nucleotides. RefSeq lists its product as uncharacterized. The coding region runs from base 1061 to 2224 and encodes 387 amino acids. The transcript is spliced from 4 exons. NCBI's taxonomy places the organism in Eukaryota, Metazoa, Arthropoda, Malacostraca, Decapoda, Varunidae. The record is from RefSeq and is a predicted model, not a curated record.
GAUAGAGUUCACAUCACCGCUCCGUGUAAGACACACAACCAGUAAAAAGACAAGUUAAGCAAGGACUUUAACUCCAAACCUGCUAAACUUAUAUUGGUGGCAGCGGUUACAAAGCGAUUACAGAGCGAUUACAAAGCGAUUACAAAGGAUUUAUCAUCAACUAAUACUGGCCUACACAAAGUGCCUCAAAUUACGUGGUGACUCCUUACCAGUGAACCAGUGUGAACUCCAGCACAAUCGAAAAAUCCAGCACACCCUCUCUACAAUUACGGGAUUACUACACUCCCUAAGAGACGACUACAAGCCCCAUCGCUCGUACUUGCACCUACAAAAGAGGUCACCACCUACGUUGCAUCACCAAAACAACAAUCUUUGCCACCCCUCAGCAAACGUCCGUGACCAGUCUACCCAAAAAUCCCACCUCAUUUAACGGGAUUAACCCCCUGCCGAGCUCCCCCAACCCUGUAUCUUCACAGUCACAAGAGGAGGAAGAGGAAGCCAUAUUAGUAGUGAAGAGGUAGUAGCCGCGGCCAGGCAGCUCAAGUCCAGAGCGUCAGCAGUCUGCGUCAGCGUGCCGUCAAUCAAAGCAUCGUCAACACCCACCCCCGGCUAGUGGAACACGCCGCACAAUUUUGGUUUGUCACCUGCACUAUCACUCAAGUAAGACGAAACGUUGUUCCAUAAUUUAGUACAUGUACUGUCGAAACCCCCCACUUCAAAUAACAUUCUCACCCUCGUCUCCCACUCUCCACUAAUUUCCCCAAAUAUAAUCGCCAUUUCAUUUGUUCUUAAUCCCUUACACGGAUUACAUUUAAAUUCCUAUCCCUACUCUCUUGUAAUCCAUACCAUUCGCCUUCAGCGCUCCUCCCCUCCCCGUUCACCAGCCCUACCCCUCUUUCGCCGGCGGCAGCCACGCCUUGCUGAUCCCAGUGAUAUGUGUCGCCAUCCGCACAUCUGCUGAUCCCAGUCAUUUAUGCCCUUGUACCGCCCCACUCUUUCCUCAAGCGACCUCACGACUGCUUCACACCCAAGCUUGUGCCGGUGAGCAGAGAGAAUUGCGAUGCUACUCCCUUGCCUAUGUGUCUUGGGAGGUGUUCUCCUGGUCCUCCCCACAAAUGCCACGAAGCAGCCCUCCUAUGAACAACACCUACGUGUGGGGGCAAUCGUGGAGCCAGACGGCCCCGUGAUGGUGGUGGAGGACGUGGUCGAUGUCCGCAUUACCCUAUGCGAUUUUCGUGAGCUGGAGCGACUCCAUAUACCCCAGUUCCGGCGCCAGAUCCAGCAAGCGGAAGCGGUUCUCCAGCAGACCUCGGACACAGUUCAUAAACUAAACCAUCCACUCACGCUGACAUAUUUCUCUACUCUCAUGCUAUCUUUCCUAAAUAUCCAACAAUCCUUUGAUAGUCUGCUAGAAUGGACCCCUUUUUCAACUUACCUUACAACACCAGUAGCCCACGCCAGGUCCAAGCGUGGUCUCAUCGACAUUGGUGGGAGAUUGUUAAAAGGCCUCAUUUGUACAGCUACGGAAGCCGAUGUUGCUGAAGUUCACGAUCAGUUAGACAAAUGGGGUACUAUUUUGAAUAACCAGGCCAUUGUUCUCAGUUCCCAAAACAAAGCUAUUGAGACGGUUGUUAAGACUCAAAAUGUUAUCAUAGACCGCCUCAACAACUUCACAUCCCUCAUAACCCAGCUUCAGCAGGACCAACACCAGUACUUAUUGGCUCACCAUUUGGCUUUAAUGGCAGCAAACCUCAGAGCUGUCUACCUUGCAAUCACAAAUUUUAAAUUAGCACUGCAGGACACAUUUACACUACUCAGAGACGUGUUAGAUGGUGUUGUAACCCCUUCCCUUCUCACCCCUCAGGAACUUAUGCAUGUCAUUGAUUGGGCCAGAACAGAAAAAGGCUUAACUCCUGUUUUCAGUGAGACCCAGGUUCAAUAUUAUUAUCCCUACAUGGAGGCAACAUUGACUACAGAUGGUAUCUUGGUGCAUAUCCCCUUUAGGUCGCCAGAUAUGUUCACUAUCUAUCACAUUCAUCCAUUCCCUACAGUUGUCAAUUCUUCCAUCUACCAACUAUCUACAUCUCAUGCCACUCUCUUGGUUUCAUCAGAUUUCAUGCACAUUGCUUUUCCAGCUGACUUUCAUGAUUGCCAUAUCACCCGAUUCCAGAUGUACCUUUGUUUUGCUUAUCAAGCUGAGCCCCGCAAUGACACAGACGCCUGA